Fusarium subglutinans is the source of this 3822-nucleotide messenger RNA. Its product is annotated as cytochrome P450 monooxygenase. Gene Ontology annotation, cellular component: membrane. The coding region runs from base 1 to 3822 and encodes 1273 amino acids. Gene Ontology annotation, molecular function: oxidoreductase activity, acting on paired donors, with incorporation or reduction of molecular oxygen; metal ion transmembrane transporter activity; monooxygenase activity. The record is from RefSeq and is a predicted model, not a curated record. Gene Ontology annotation, biological process: transmembrane transport; metal ion transport. The transcript has 12 exons. NCBI's taxonomy places the organism in Eukaryota, Fungi, Ascomycota, Sordariomycetes, Hypocreales, Nectriaceae.
AUGGCUGCACCGAGAAUUAUGACUCAAUCGCUGCAGAUUCAAAAGAGCCGCAGCACCUUGGAAAUCGAGGACAAAAUCUGGUCAGCUGUGCUCAAUGCUGAAGAUGGAAAAAUCAAGGAAGCUUUCGAAGACAUUCUGAGACAGCGAAAACAAGACUCUCUGGAUCAUUCUCCUGGAUCUACUCAACCAUCGCCUGGCGCUGAUAUCGAGGCCAACGAUCCACCCGAGGCGAAAGUCACCAGUUGGAUGUCAUCCAUUUACAAGACAAUCCAGACGAUGCGCCACAAGAACACGAAACCCGAACCCGAUAUUUCGGGCGAUAUAGAAGAACAAUUGAGAUCGAUUGCGAAUGGUUCCAGAUACCUGACUGAAGAUGAGGCCAAUCGACUCCCAGUUCGUCAACGGGGAGGGCCACUCUCACUGUUGUUUGUUGCCAUAUGUCUAAGGCACAGCGAAAACGCGAAAUAUCUACUGAAGAGCCCGCAAAUUGACAUUGAUCUGAGCAAGAAGUUCACUUGGAAAGAAUGCACAGUCCUCCACCAGGCAGUAACUGAACGCAACCUUACCAUCGUGUCUCAUAUUCUGAGGCACAGCUCCAUGGCGCCUUUGGAGUAUAUCGAUAUCGGAGACUGUUUGGGCUAUACCCCAUUACACUAUCUUACAGACGAAGUCGGGAUCUCUGGAACUUCUGGCGACAAGGGCAUCGACAACAUGACGAAAAUCCUCACAAAGCUGCUUGAUUAUGGGGCAGAAAUCGACCAUACUAGUGAUUCGGGCUGGACACCACUUCACAACCUGAUACUAGGUGGACCCAGUGAGGCAUCUACGGCUUUUCUAAAAAGCCUUCUCGAAGCAAAAGCAGAAGCAAACACAAAGGAUAACUAUGGUACGAACAGAGACGAAUCUGCGAUUAAAAUGCUACUUGAGUGGGGUGCGGAGCUAGACUGUCUGAACAAUGAACACGAGACGCCCCGACAAUUGUUUCGUAGCCAGGAUCCCUCGAAACCUUUGAACAAAGACCGAGAGGACUUCUUUAGUCGGCAGCUUUCCUUCCUCCAGAUUGAAAGCCAAGGACAGAAGACCCUUGGUGAUCUACCCCUGGCACAUACCGAUAACACAAAAUUCACCCGGCAAGAUUGCAUGCACUUUCCGGUCUACUUCAGGCACCAGUUGGCGUACUAUGAUCCAAAAGCUGACAAGGAGACUUGUCUGUCAUGGAGUCCAACUGGCAUUAAAGUGUCACAUGUUUUGUACCGCCAGCCUGAAGACUCCCAGAUGCUAACUGAAGCUGGUGCUGCUGAAGUGUCACCGGAUGCAGAAAGAUCUGGCGAUGAUGACGAUGAUGAGAAGGAAGGAGAAGCUAGCGAAGGCCACGCUCUAGAGCGGACAUUUCUUUCUGAUUGUGAGUCGGAAUUCACAAAGUCAGUUGUGAAGCUAUCGCUAGAGACAGAACUUGAUGAGCAGCAUUCCUGGAAGUGGAUUAAUUUUCACUCAAACAAUAUGUCCUGGAUCCAGGACUUCAUAAAGGCUAAUUUUCGAUCUUCGGAUUUAUCGACUGUUGAGCCUUAUGCCUGGCGGUUCUUCGAGAGCAAUAUUAGAGUUCGAGAAACAAAAGAUAACAAUGCUCGAAUCAAGGAGAAGCCAGAUACCAAGGAGAGAAAGAAUCCACAGAAUAUUCCGCAGAAGGUACCUGCAAUAGGGUCAAGGUCUGAAGGCGCCAAAGGUUUAGGGGACCAAACGACAACCUCUCCUGAAAAGAGUAACCAGCAAUCAUCUGAUACAAAGGAGGUUCCCCCAUGGGUCAAUGCAGAGUGUUUUGUUAAAGACAGCAGCAUGGUAAGCCUAGUUCUGCCCUUCCUAGACUUCGAGAGUGAGAUGGAGAAAGGAAAAGACGACAUUAGCGAGCAGGAGCGAGUUAUUCAACGCCGGUACUCUCCCUUUACUGGUAUGCACGGGGUUCAACGGUCCCAGACACUUGAUGACACAGCGAGCGGUUUCGGUCAAAGCGGCGGUAGCGCCGAUGAUCUGAGGACAAUAGGAGAACAGGUGAUCUACAGGUGGUCGAAGGACAAGUCAGAAGCUCAAUCGAAGGAUGGAAAUCAAGAUGUCAAGGCCGCAGACUUCAGGACCAAGAGUCCAAGAAAACCGCGUAACUGGCUACAGAAAUGGUUUCAGGAACAGGUCAAAGGAGGUGCUGAAGAAGCUGCAGCUGAGAACGACUCGACCUCUCAAGCGUUCGAGGGAUUCGAGCUUAGAGCUCUGGGGGGACAAAACGACAGAAGAGUCAACCCAGCCAAGAACGAGACAAUCCAAAAGAAAGUCAGGAUAGAGGCUGGAACCAACGAAAGAGCAAACGGCAAAAAGGUCAACAGAGCCAAGGACAAAGCCAUCCAGCAAGACCUCCGUAAAAGCUGGCUGAUGGUGCGCCAACUAUGGCUCUGGAAACUCGAUGAAAGAGACCUGAUUAAACGUAUUGUGUCUGAAACGGUCAAGUUCAUUGAUGAAUUCAAAUGGGCUGGACUUGGGCAUCAUGUGCUGGACAUCUUUGAAGGAGAGAUUAGUAAAGAGAUGGAUAAAGAAGCAGGAUACUAUAAGUAUUUCGAAACCACCGUAAAGGACCUCGACUUGGUUAACAAAACAAUUUCGGAGGCUGCCCACUCGACAUGGCAACUAAAGGACAUUCGAGAUGAACUUCGUCUCCUACAAAGGCUCUUUGAGACACAACUUGAUGUAGUGAAGAAGGUUGCUGAGAUGCUUUGGCCGACCAAGCUUCCAGGGAAGCCGAGCCUGACCAAGGAUGAUCGCCAAACCUUGAGAUCAAACUUUAUUCGCGACCUGGGGCUUGAGAAUCUGAUACAGCGCGUAAAGAGACUUAAUCAGGAUGCUUACACAACGCUUGAAGGGGUCAGCACUAUCAUUCAAGCUAUGCAAGCACAAGCGUCCCUCAAAGAAGCUGAAUCCGCUAGAUUUAUGAACCACAUAAUCCUUCCAUUCACUAUCGUAACAGUUAUUUUUACCCCCCUUUCAUUCCUGACGAGUCUGUUUGCAGUGAACUCUGAUGGGUUCCCGCAUAACGAUGACGGGGAACUAAGAAUACCCGCUGACUGGCUGGGAUGGAAUUUAAUCUUUCCUUCACGCCUUAUUAUGCGUUUUAUUGCUAAAAUGUCACUUGAGCUUGAAUCGUCCAUCAUCUGGGCCUUGAGCCUGCCCAUGCUUCUCCAAACGUCGACUGUCGUAGGCGCCUUGGUACUUGGAUACAUUGUUUACUAUCGAUACCUCCACCCACUGGCCAAGUACCCUGGUCCUCCCCUCGCCUCGGUCACCAACUUGUGGAAGACCUACCAUCUUUGGAACUUGCGUCUCCCGCAUAUGCUUGUUCAUCUGCAUGAGCAGUAUGGCGACGUCGUACGGGUCGGAACAAAUGAUUUGUCGUUUCGCAAUCCCGAUGCUGUCAAUACCAUCUAUAAGGCAGGCGAGCUCGCCUUCAGCAGAAGUUUUGACUCUCAAGAUGAAAGAGACAUAGCCCGGCUGCCACCCAUCAACGGCCAUAUAUACCUUGCUUGCAUGAUGGGAAUGACACCGGAAGCUCUCCUGUGGAUCAAGAAAGCCCUACCUUUCAUCCCAAUUCCAUGGCUGCGACGUCUGUUUAACGCUCGUGCACAACUUCGAGAUCUGACUGCGGCGUGUGUCCGCCAGAGGAUUGAAGCUGGUCCCAGCGGCCGCAAGGACCUUCUUUCGUGCUUGUUGCUCGCCGUUGACCCUGAGACUGGGUCCAGGCUUACCGAGUUGGACAUAAAUACCGAGGCCUUUGCAAUGAUGUAG